Messenger RNA from Moneuplotes crassus, 1239 nucleotides. Lineage: Eukaryota; Ciliophora; Spirotrichea; Euplotida; Euplotidae. The record is from the annotation of a GenBank genome assembly.
UGAAUUUUAAUACUACUCAAAAUAAAAACUUGAAGAGCUCUUCAGAAAGCAUGAUUUAUGACAAAACUAUAAAUCCUGAUAUAUUUAAAGGAGUGAAGCUUCCUAUUAUUUUCAUGGAGGAAAGCAAAGUUCCUCUUCCGAUAUUAUGCCAGCCUCUAGGGCCAAUCACAGGACCAAAUUCUGUUGAUGUGUCACCAGAAUCCUUUUGGGGCUUAAAUAACUCACAAAUUUUCACGACUGAUUUGAAUGAUGAGGUUGAAAGCCUUCUUGCAGAGACCCAAAGAAGACAUAUUAAGCAUAUUAAUGAAACCCAAAGAUCACUACUGAAUUAUCAUAAGAAGAUGGGGAAAGGAGUUUUUAGUGUUAAUGACUCUGAAUUGAUUCGUCUGGAUAUCUCUUCGAAUAGAUCUUUGCAUGAUGAAUCCUUAGAAGGAAUUACAAAAGGAAGCCUGGGCAAUCUUUCAGUAGACUCUUCUAAUUGUGAAUCUUCCCUAAAGGGUAAAUGUAUUGAUGAGAAAGCUGGCAUCUUAAAGGACUAUAAAUGUUCUAUUUCAUACGCUUCGACUGGCAAUAUAAAGAGAACAAAGAGGGUGAUUCAUUGAAAAUAUCCUCACUGUGAUAGAACCUUCCAUAAAACAUGGAACUUCAUUGAUCACGCAAGAAUGCAUCUUGGCAUCAGACCUUUUAAAUGAAACUACUGUGAUGCCAAGUUUACACAAAAAUGAAAUUUGAAGAAGCAUUUACUCAGACAUCUGAAAUAAUCCUAAAAUAUCAUUUUCUAACAAAAGUUAUAAAAAAUUUCCUUUGUUGCAUCAUUUGGGACUUAAACGUACUUUAAAAGUGAUUACACAUUUCGCAACUCCAUUGGAAAAAUCCAGAGGGAGGAAUAAAGAUUUAUUUUCUGACAAAAACAAUCAGCCCAGUCCUUCAUAAACUCGAGAAUAGUCAUUUUUAGCUAUUAAUUAUCUGAGUUCUGAUAUUUUCUUUAAUCUAUUGUAAAACUGAUUGUAGUUACAAAAUUUUAACUUUGGAACUGAUGGUUGCGAAAGCCGAGUUAUAUCACGCUCUGAAGUUUAAACACCACUGCUUCUUAGAAGAUAAAAACAAUACUUUAUGUUGGACUCAGCUAGAUCAGGUAUGCUAUCGAAUUGAUCAGAAAUUUUUGUAUAAUCAAAAGUCCUAAAUGCUCACUCUUUUGUUAGGGAAGUUUACAUGAUACUAUUUCUGACCGUUGACUGU